AUGGCCCUUGAUCUCAGCGACGGCUUCGGCGCCGUCGCCAACGGCAUCCAGGACUUGGACCUGGAGGUGCCCAUCUUCACCGUCGAGCACGUGCAGCUGCAGUUCUCCAUUGCCGCCGACUUCGUCGCUGCGCAGGUCGCAAACAAUGUCAUCAUCCUCGCCCUCUCCAACGGACGCAUCCUGCGCAUCGACCUGAACCGACCCGAGGACAUUGAUGAUAUUGACCUCCCCAAGAAGCCGGCCGAAGUUGGCGUGAUCCGGCGCAUGUUUCUCGAUCCGACAGCGUCCCAUCUCAUCGUCUGCACAGCCCUCGGCGAGAACUACUAUCUCCACUCACAAUCGAAGCAACCUCGACAGCUUGGCCGGCUACGCGGCGUGGCCAUUGAGAGUGUGGCGUGGAACCCUUCGCUCCCGACGGCGUCCACGCGGGAAAUCCUGAUCGGCGCUUCCGACGGAAACAUUUACGAGGCGUUUAUCGAGACAUCCAAGGAGUUCUACAAGAAGGAGGUCAAGCAUUUAAAGAACCUCCAUAAGCUUCCAGAUGGACCUAUCACCGGCUUGUGGGUGGAUAAUCUACAGGGGAAUGCAGACAUCCGAAGGGUUGUCAUUGGUACCCAGAGCAGGCUGUUCCACCUUGUUGGGAGGAUUGGCCAUGGGCACGAUGGCAGCGGUUCCGUCUACACCAGGCUGUUCGAGUCGGAACAGCCGGUGGUUCAUGAGUUGCCACGAACGUCGCCUGGGGCGUACUCCAGCUUGGCGGUGUCCCCCGAUCCCCCUGAAACGAGCCCAUAUGACGAUGACAUACCAGACCGCGCCUACGCCUGGCUGUCUUCUCAGGGAGUCUUUCACGGUAGACUCUUCAAUACCCCGCCGGAUAGCAAUCUUGGCUCCAAGGUCUUCUCUGAGUCUAAAAUGCUUCCGAGGGCCCAGAUUGUCUCCUCUGAUUCGUCCGAUAGACGCAACCCUACAUCCGAGAUGAUUGAUGCUAUUGCACUCACCCAGUGGCACAUUAUCCACCUCGUCGGCGGCCGUGUUAUAACUACCAACCGGCUUACUGGUAAGAUGAUAUCGGAGCAUGACGUUCUCGGCCAGGGUCAGAGGCCCCUCGGCUUCUCCGUCGACAUGCAAAAGAAUACAUUUUGGCUGUUCACCUCGAAAGAAAUCUUCGAGGUUGUAGUGCGCGAUGAGGAUCGCAAUAUCUGGGAGAUUAUGAUGAAGAUGCAACAGUUCGAGCCAGCCCUCCAACACGCGCACACGCCGAUGCAAAAGGAGACGGUGGCGGCAGCAUACGGAGACCACCUAGCCAGCAAGGGCCACUGGAUCGAGGCCGCUACCGUGUAUGGCCGAAGCAACAAGCCUUUUGAGGAUAUUGCGUUGAGCAUCAUAGAUAACAACCAGCCCGAUGCGUUGCGCAAGUUCCUUCUGACAAAGCUUGCCACCAUCAAAAAGUCCGCCAUCAUGCAGCGGAUGAUGGUCGCCGGCUGGCUAGUUGAGGUAUUCAUGGCCAAGCUCAAUUCCUUGGACGACACUAUUAUCACACAGGCUGAGCUAUCAUACAAUCUAAACUCCACCGAGUCACAGCAACUAUUAGAAACCGUGAGGAAAGAGUAUCGAGAAUUUGUCGACAAGUACAAGCAUGACCUCGAUCGGAAGAUGGUGUACGACGUGAUCAGUAGCCAUGGCCGUGAAGGAGAGUUGCUAUACUUUGCCAGCGCUGUUAGCGACUACAACUACGUCUUGUCAUACUGGGUUCAGCGGGAGAGGUGGAGCGAGGUGCUCAAUGUGCUCAAGAAACAGACGGAACCCGAAGUCUUUUACCGUUAUAGUAGCGUGCUCAUGACGCACGUUGCAGGCGACUUGGUGGAAAUCCUGAUGAGGCAUGCUGAUCUCAAGCCCAGGAACCUCAUCCCUGCUUUUCUCGAGUAUAACCGUACCUUCGCAGGCGGCACCGCACAGAACCAGGCGUUGAGAUACCUCAACUACGCGGUAUAUCAGCUCAACUCGGAGGAUGCGGCGGUGCACAACACGCUUGUGUCGAUAUAUGCCUCACAUCCAAGCAAGGACGAGUCUGGUCUCCUGUCGUACCUUCAGGCGCAAGGAGAUGAGCCUCGGUACGACCCAGACUUCGCCCUGCGUCUCUGCAUCCAGCAUCACCGAACUCUCUCCUGCGUCCACAUCUACACAAGCAUGGGGCAGUACCUCCAGGCCGUCGACCUUGCACUUUCUCACAAUGAGGUGGAAUUGGCCGCUGUCAUCGCCGACAGGCCAAUGUCGAACCCGCAACUACGGAAGCGACUAUGGCUGGCGGUGGCUCGCAAGGUCAUCUCCCAGUCCAACGGAAUCAAGACGGCGAUUGAGUUCCUUAAGCGGUGCGAUCUGCUUAAGAUUGAGGAUCUGAUUCCUUUCUUUCCCGACUUUGUCAUCAUCGAUGACUUCAAGGAGGAAAUUUGCGAGGCGCUCGAGGACUACAGCCGCAACAUUGACGGGCUGAAGAAGGAGAUGGAUGAAUCCUCCCAGACAGCCACCAAUAUCAAAAUCGACAUUGCCGCGCUAGACCACCGGUAUGCGAUCGUGGAGCCCGGAGAGAAGUGCUACGUCUGCGGGCUUCCGCUGCUGAGCAGGCAAUUCUUCGUCUUCCCCUGCCAGCACUCGUUUCACUCGGAUUGCUUAGGCCGAAAGGUGCUGGAGCAGGCUGGCCCUGGGAGGUCAUCGCGAAUUAGGGAACUUCAAAUGCAGAUUCACAAGGGGUUGGUCGCUGGGACGCAACGGGAUGCUGUGGUCGCAGAGCUGGAUGCUCUCGUGGCUUCUGCUUGCAUUCUAUGCAGUGACUUGGCGAUUAAGAGGAUUGAUGAGCCCUUCAUCACGAAAGAGGAUGAUGCCAAUGAAUGGGCACUGUAA
This is a messenger RNA of Ilyonectria robusta, 2898 nucleotides long. Its product is annotated as Pep3/Vps18/deep orange family-domain-containing protein. Bases 1 to 2898 code for a protein of 965 amino acids. The record is from RefSeq and is a predicted model, not a curated record. Gene Ontology annotation, molecular function: protein-macromolecule adaptor activity. Gene Ontology annotation, cellular component: endosome; HOPS complex. The transcript is spliced from 3 exons. NCBI's taxonomy places the organism in Eukaryota, Fungi, Ascomycota, Sordariomycetes, Hypocreales, Nectriaceae. Gene Ontology annotation, biological process: endosome organization; vacuole organization; organelle fusion.